This is a messenger RNA of Oldenlandia corymbosa var. corymbosa, 1856 nucleotides long. Lineage: Eukaryota; Viridiplantae; Streptophyta; Magnoliopsida; Gentianales; Rubiaceae. The record is from the annotation of a GenBank genome assembly.
UAAUUUUGGAGGGAAAACUGCAGUGUGUUUGAGAAAAAUUGUUUAUGGUUAAAAAAGAAAAAAAAAGAAAGAAAAGGAAGUAUAGAAAGAAGCAAUACUAUUAUUUGUAUCUCCAGUUUUAGCCUUUAUCUCCUCCCUUCUGUUGUGACAUCUGAAAGCGCGGGCACAAACUUGAAACCCGGUGGAGUUAAAAUGACACUGCUCAGUCCCAGCCGCCCAUUCUCCUUCGCCGGCGGCCACAGCCUCCCCUUCCUCCGCCACCCUAUCCACCUCUCCGUCCAAUCCAAAUGUAGAAUCAAAUGUUCGGCCCAUCUUCCGGCCAACAAGUUUAAGAGACCGUAUACGAGUGUGAUGAUAGUGCCAACCGGGGUGGGCGCCGCCAUUGGUGGCUACGCCGGCGACGCUUUGCCCGUAGCUCGAGCUCUUUCAGCGGUUGUUGAUUGCCUCAUCACCCAUCCUAAUGUUCUUAAUGCUGCGAUGCUGUAUUGGCCGAUGCCGAAUGUAUUGUAUGUAGAGGGUUAUGCUCUUGAUAGAUUUGCUGAGGGGCUCUGGGCUUUACAACCAGUUCACCAGAAUAGGAUUGGAUUGAUUCUUGAUGUUGGAAUUGAGGAAGAUCUUCGCCUUCGCCAUCUACAAGUGGUUGAUGCUGCAAGGGCUUCCCUUGGCUUGCCUAUUGUUGAAUCUGUUGUUACGGAUACUCCAUUAAAGGCGGAAAUAUGGAUAGACCCUAAUAGUGGGAAAUCAACUGGAAGAAUACGGAAUCCUGAUUCAUUGUCAAGAGCUGUGGAGACAUUGGUUACAAGAUCCAGAGUUAAUGCAAUUGCAGUAGUGGCACGUUUUCCUGAUGAAGAUGAUAUUGGAGACGAUGAUUACCGACAAGGAAAAGGAGUAGAUAUUUUGGCGGGAUUAGAGGCAAUCAUAAGCCACUCAGUAGUGAAGAAGUUCUGCAUUCCCUGUGCUCAUGCCCCUGCUAUGUUACCUCCUCCUCUAAGUGUUUCUCUGAGUCCAAAAUCUGCUGCUGAAGAGAUCGGACACACUUUCUUGCCAUGUGUUCUAGCUGGUUUAAGCACUGCACCACAGUAUAUAGUGAAGAACUCUCACUUCGUUGACAGAGACUGCAUAGUAUCAAGUGAUGUGGACUCUGUCAUAUUACCUAUUAAUUCUUUUAGAGGCGAUGGUGCACUUGCAUUUGCAAGUAGCAGGAGAAUCAAGCCUCUUAUGAUAGCCGUGGAAGAGAAUGAAACAAUUCUGGAUGACAUACCUGAUAAACUUGGAAUUCAAGCGAUAAAGGUCUCUAAUUACUGGGAAGCCAUAGGGGUUAUUGCAGCUCACAAGGCAGGAGUGGAUCCAUUUUCACUUCGAAGAGACGCGGUUAAAAACAUCGGGUGCACUCGUUUGAAAGCUUCAAAUGGCAUUGCUGUUGCAGGAGUCAGAUAAUUGUUUAAACUAACCAUAGUCGUUUUCAAAAAAAAAAAAAAAACCAUAGUCUAAUUUUUAUUUAAAUUUUUGGUCAUUCUCUAGUGUUCCUCAUGACUUAUAACAAGGACAUGAGGGAGUAUUUUUUUUUUUUUUUUUUUUUUUCCUUUUCCAAACAACAUGGUGGCCACUGUAACAGCAUUUCUUUUAUACGAGUAGUUACAAAUAGUGUAAGAAUCUCCAGUUGUAAAUGACCCGUCCUAAACCAGAUAAGUGAGUUAUGGGAUCAUCAAUUUGCAAAUUUUGGACAACGUAUGGAAGUAGAACUCGCUCACAAAUUGGAGUAUAUCCCAUCAAAGAAUCUCCAGUUGUAAACAUUAAUCUAACACUGUAUUUGUGCCUAUAAUCCUAGCCCCAGAAAAUGAAUGACGAACUCUGGA